Candidozyma auris is the source of this 1266-nucleotide messenger RNA. RefSeq names its product isocitrate dehydrogenase (NADP(+)) (gene IDP1). The transcript has a single exon. Gene Ontology annotation, molecular function: NAD binding; isocitrate dehydrogenase (NADP+) activity; magnesium ion binding. Lineage: Eukaryota; Fungi; Ascomycota; Pichiomycetes; Serinales; Metschnikowiaceae. The record is from RefSeq and is a predicted model, not a curated record. Bases 1 to 1266 code for a protein of 421 amino acids. Gene Ontology annotation, biological process: isocitrate metabolic process. Gene Ontology annotation, cellular component: mitochondrion.
AUGUUGAGAGGUUUUAAAAAUACCCGCACGUUCUCGUCGUCUGCUGCAGCACUCGGUAAGAUCAAAGUGAAGAAUCCCGUGGUCGAAAUGGACGGUGACGAGAUGACGAGGAUCAUUUGGGCAAGAAUCAAAGACAAAUUGAUAAACCCAUACUUGGACGUCGACUUAAAAUACUACGACUUGGGUAUCGAGGCCAGAGACAAAACCAAUGACCAGAUCACGGUGGAUGCUGCCAAUGCCAUCAAGGAGCACGGUGUGGGUAUCAAGUGUGCCACCAUUACCCCGGAUGAGGCUCGUGUGGCAGAGUUCAAAUUGAAGAAGAUGUGGUUGUCGCCCAAUGGUACUAUUAGGAAUAUCUUGGGCGGCACUGUUUUUAGAGAGUCGAUCAUCAUCCCUAGAAUUCCUCGUCUAGUGCCAGGAUGGGAGAAGCCAAUUGUCAUUGGAAGACAUGCCCAUGGAGACCAAUACAAGGCUACAGAUUUGGUGAUUGAGGAACCAGGCAAGUUGGAGCUUGUGUUCACCCCUAAAAAUGGAGGUGAGAAGGUGACCAAGACUGUUUAUGAUUACAAAGACAGGGGUGUCGGCUUGGCCAUGUACAACACUGAUGAGUCCAUCAGAGGAUUUGCUCAUUCCUCUUUCAAGAUGGCCUUGAGCCAGAAUUUGCCGUUAUAUUUGUCCACAAAAAACACCAUCUUGAAGAAAUACGAUGGUCGCUUCAAGGAUGUCUUUCAAGAGAUUUAUGAUGCAGAGUACUCUAAGCAGUUCGAGGAGAAGGGUUUGUGGUACGAGCACAGAUUGAUUGACGACAUGGUGGCACAGAUGAUCAAGUCUAAGGGAGGCUUCGUAAUGGCAUUGAAGAACUAUGAUGGUGAUGUGCAAUCAGAUAUCGUCGCCCAAGGUUUUGGCAGUUUGGGACUCAUGACCUCCGCCUUGAUGACUCCCGACGGUAAGGCUUACGAGAGUGAGGCGGCUCAUGGCACAGUUACCAGGCAUUUUAGACAGCACCAGCAGGGCAAGGAGACAUCCACUAACUCUAUUGCUUCUAUCUUUGCAUGGACCAGGGGUCUCGCCCAAAGAGGUCGUUUGGAUGGCACUCCGGAGGUUGUGGACUUUGCUCACAAGUUGGAGAAAGCCACUGUGGGUGUGGUGCAAGAAGACGGUGUGAUGACGAAGGAUUUGGCCUUAGCUUGUGGUAGAACCGAUAGAGAGUCAUAUGUGACAACCACAGAGUUCUUGGACGCUGUGGGCGAUAAGUUGAAGAAUUAG